This is a messenger RNA of Eutrema salsugineum, 837 nucleotides long. RefSeq lists its product as uncharacterized. The coding region runs from base 49 to 837 and encodes 262 amino acids. NCBI's taxonomy places the organism in Eukaryota, Viridiplantae, Streptophyta, Magnoliopsida, Brassicales, Brassicaceae. The transcript has a single exon. The record is from RefSeq and is a predicted model, not a curated record.
AAGAAACCUGCAGAUUCUGCAAAUGUUGCAACAGAUUCAAAGGAACCAAUGGUGUUAAGUGUCAGCACUCAAGAUACAAAGAAAGAAUGGAUUCUGGAUUCAGGCUGUUCAUACCAUAGUACACCAGACAAAGAAGUCUUGUUUGAUUUCAAGGAGUUUGAUAGUGGUAGAGUUCUGAUGGCUAAUAACACUCAUUGUAACAUCAAAGGAAUGGGGAAGAUUCAGAUUCAGAAUCCAGACGGUUCUGUAGUGAUACUCAAGGAUGUGAAAUACAUACCAGAGGUGAGUAGGAAUCUUAUUUCUUAUGGAAUGUUAGAGAAAUCUGGUUGCAGGUAUAAAGGAGGUAACUUCAAGGUUCAGUUUUACAAAGGAAAGAAAAAGGUAAUAUCUGGAAAAUACCAUGGUGGUUUGUAUUAUCUUCAAGGCACUGUUUCUAAGGUAGAAGUGAAAAAGGAGAAGUCAAAGAAGGUGACAUUCAGCGAGAAUCUGAUUCAAGGACCAACUCCUUUUGGUUUUGAAAAAGAAAGUUUAUCAGCUCAAGGUGGAGACUCAUCUUCAUCAGAAAAAUCGGAAAUUUUAGAUGAAAUUGAGUCUAAGAAAGUUUCAAGGGAUUGGCAAGAAAUCAGAAGCUUUAAUGAAAAUCUGAGCAUGGAGUUUAAAGAGAAUGACGUGGGAAAGGUUUCAGAGAUAUUGGGCACAGGUAUUUUUGGAGGUAGAGCUAAAGGGGAUCUAGUUCUAUCUACGAUUCAAACAAGUCAAGGCAUAGCAGAUGUUGUAACUGAAGCAGUACCUGGACAGAAAGCUCAGGUUUGCUGCGACCUUCUCAACCUAGUUUGA